CGCAGACAAACCCCCUCCUUUCUCGUACGUGACACCCUCACUCUCUCAUUUUUGUUUCUCCUUCCCCCUUCCUCCCCACAGAACGAAACAAAAAACAAAUCGCCAAAAUCUGAAUCUUUCCCUCUCUCUCUCCGCCUUCAAAUCCCGACGCGGUCAGAGAGGGGGGAGAGAGAGAAAUAGGGAUUGGAGGCGUUGCCGUUGUUGUACGGGUACGCCUCCUGUUACUGCUAUUAACGCCGCCGCCGCCGCGGUUUGUAUCCCCCUUCCGCAUGGGCAUCUUGCAGCAUUCGUAGCCCACAGCCCCGUUUCUCGCCUGGAUCGGAGAAGUGCGAUCCGCAUCCGCGUCUAGGGGGUGCAGCGGCGUCGGCGAUGGAGAGGGCGAGGGAGAACCGGAGGCCGGUGGUGGGGAAGCCCGUGCCCAGCGUCCGAGAUAUGGGGAACCGGAGACCGCUCAGGGACAUCAACAACCACGUGGGGGCUCAGCCGUACCCCUGCGCAAUCGCCAAGAAACCGAUGCUAGAGAAGAAGAGGGAUGAGCAGAAGCCGGCACCGGUGAGCCGCCGCCCUGUGACGAGGAAAUUCGCGGCCUCCUUGAAUCCCGGAGGUGAGCCAGUAGCACCAGGAGUUGAUCCCCAUAAUGAGCCCAUUCCCGAUGGCACUACUGACGACGACAUUGAGUCGGUUGACGAUAAUGAUGAAAUGGAUGAGGAAGAGCAGAACGAGAAUGUGGAUGAAUCUCUCAUGGAUAUCGACAGUGCCGACUUGGGGAAUCCGCUUGCUGCAACUGAGUAUGUCGAAGAGAUAUACAAGUUCUACAGAGAAAAUGAGGAGACAAGUUGUGUGCACCCUGAUUACAUGUCCAGUCAAGAAGACAUAAAUGAAAAGAUGAGAGCUAUUCUGGUAGAUUGGCUCAUUGAGGUUCAUUACAAGUUUGAGUUGAUGGAUGAGACACUCUUUCUUACGGUCAACAUAAUCGACAGAUUCUUAGAAAAAAAGGUAGUGCCAAGGAAGAAGCUGCAGCUAGUUGGAGUGACAGCUAUGCUUCUUGCAUGUAAAUAUGAGGAAGUCUCAGUUCCAGUUGUUGAAGAUCUGGUGCUAAUUUCUGACCGGGCUUAUACGAGAGGACAGAUUCUGGAAAUGGAAAAGUUGAUUCUAAACACUCUGCAGUUCAACAUGUCCGUACCAACACCAUAUGUUUUUAUGAGAAGAUUUCUGAAGGCAGCAGAUUCUGACAAGCAGCUAGAGCUAGUUUCCUUUUUCAUGCUUGAGCUAUGCCUGGUUGAAUACCAAAUGCUCAAGUACCGCCCUUCGCUGCUUGCUGCCGCUGCGGUUUACACUGCACAAUGUGCUAUCAAUCAUUGCCGGCACUGGACAAAGAUCUGUGAGUUACAUAGCAGAUACUCCAGAGAUCAGCUCAUUGAGUGCUCCAACAUGAUGGUACAAUUCCACCAAAAGGCCGGAGGAGGCAAGCUUACAGGCGUGCACCGGAAAUACAGUACACUCAAGUUCGGGUGUGCAGCAAAAGUGGAGCCUGCGGUGUUCUUACUACUGUAGUCAGGUGAGGCAAUGAAUAUUCGGCUGCGAUCUUGUUGAAUCUAUUCCUCUGGAUAGAUUUUAGCUUUGCUCUCAAAACAAGGAAAAUGUGUCGAUGUUGCACAGAAGUGCAUCAGAUUUCCUUACAGCACACUUGUGACGUUGCAAUAAUCUUAGUAUGUAUAUGUUAUGUCAUGAACGACAAUCUGAGUAGUCAGUCCAUCCGAUUAUGCCGCGGCUAAUAAUGGUUUAGCCUUCGUUUUAGUGUUGUGGAACCUUGUAAAGAACAUGUGUUUGCAUGAAAUGAAGCAAUAACCUCUCUUUUCUUCUGCGAGA
Molecule: messenger RNA, 1869 nt
Organism: Brachypodium distachyon (stiff brome)
Lineage: Eukaryota; Viridiplantae; Streptophyta; Magnoliopsida; Poales; Poaceae
Product: cyclin-B2-1
Exons: 11
Coding region: 370-1554 (394 amino acids)
Biological process (GO): regulation of cyclin-dependent protein serine/threonine kinase activity; mitotic cell cycle phase transition
Cellular component (GO): cyclin-dependent protein kinase holoenzyme complex; cytoplasm; nucleus
Molecular function (GO): cyclin-dependent protein serine/threonine kinase regulator activity
Source: RefSeq, a predicted model, not a curated record